GUCAUAACGGGGAAAUAAUAAAAAAUCCCCAUAUUUUUUGUUUUGCUCGUUCGUUUGCUUAUAUUUAUAUUUUAUGGAAUUGAUUAAUUACUGAAAGUUCAAGAUGUGUUCGGAAUCAGUGCCGAAGGAAUUUGAAAAGACAACAGAGGUCCUACCUUUUACUAAAUAUGGAUUAUCAUCAAUGGAAGAGUUCCGGAAAGCUGAAGAAGAAGUUCAGCAUCAGGAAUGGCUAAAGAAAGCUGGUCUGACCAGCGAAGACAUAAAGCUUUAUCAAGAAAAUGAAGCAGGACUUCUGGACCAACGAAAGAAGAUCGAAUCUGGAGUCCUAAAAGAUAAAUUGGAAGAAAUAUAUAAUAAAAUCAGCAAUAUGCACAAUGAGAGUAAAAGUGACAGUAUUUCCAAUAAGGAUGAACAGCCAAGCACGUCAUCUGCCCCUGAAAAUCUCAUAGAACGACUGCAGCAGAAGCCUCUAACCUUCUACCCUGAGGGUCACCCCAUGAACGAGCUGAAACAACUAGAAGAGAAUUUAGUCGGUCACAUAAAGACUGAUAUGAUACCAUUGAGUAAAAGGCGCAAACUUCUCCGACGUUUACAAAGAAAGAAAGAAAGGUUACUUCAAAAUAAUCCAUUUAACAUCAGCACUAUACCUAGUACGUCUCGCAUAGAUCAGCCCGGUAGUCUCUGGGAUAUGCGAGAGAUGCCACGUUUGAUUCCUCACACCGUUACCAGUAGGGACCAGGAGGAAAACAUAAUGGGGCCUCAUUUACGGACAAUGUACACUGUGAGAGACAACAAGAUUGUGAGACUUGAACCGGUACAAGCCAAUCAGGAGGAUCAGGCUGACCAAGAUGAGUAUAGGGCAGUGGAUAUUGUGGUACCAGUUAAUGACGCUGAAGCUCAGUUACUGGAGGGAACCAAAAUGUGUCUGGAUGACAUUAAGAAAAUGGAACGAUUUAAGGAUUAUGAGCCUGGAAUACCUUCCAAGGUCCUAUAUUUGAAGAAUAUAGCUCCAGCAGUAACUCAAGAGCAACUAUCACUGUUGUUCAAUCAGUUUGUGUUAGCCAAUGGCGGUCCAGUCGACCUGCGGCUCAUGACUGGCCGUAUGAGAGGGCAGGCUUUUGUGGCUUUUCAAAAUGAGGAGCUCGCAAUCCAAGCACUAGAAGAGAUCAACGGUACCAUUUUGAGCGGCAGACCAGUCAUUGCAGAGUUUGGCAGGAAUACAAACAGGAUUCAAGAUGACCACAGAUAAAUUCCCUAUGUUAUUUCAAUUUUGAAUGUCUUGUAGUAAAGUUGAUUCGACAGGAGAGGGACAUCUUUUGUGGUGUCAACUCCUGAAUUCGAAAAACGCAUAGUGCGUUGCGUUUUUUGUCGUACGACGACAUAUAAAUGUACUACGAGAAGUCGCGCGACGAAAUUCGAUCGAAUCAGUUGCUUGUUGGCUCAAAGUCCUAAGAGGGUCAAGGGCCUAAGGGUAGAUUAAAUAAGGAUAUGCUAAAUUUAUCCUGCCCUAAAAUCUUUGUAACCUUGUUUAACCGACUUCCUAAAUAGGAGGUUCUUAAUCCGGAUGUUAGAUUUUGAUUUGUUGAUGAAGUCUUGUAAUUUCUUGGAAACAGGCGCGUAAGAUAUCUGUAUGUAAAAUUAUUACUAUGCUGAUUGGUAAGAUAUAUCAAUAUUGUGUGAAUGUUAUUAUUCUAUAAGGGAUGUGAGUAAUUAAGGCUAUGAAUACUAUAAAGUAAAAGCUUUUAUUAGGAUUAAAUCCACGCACAAUUAAGUCCAAAUUAGCGCAUUUUUACCCCGAUAAUUAGGUAAUGUUUGUCCGUCUAUUGCUUCUUAGAUCAUAAUACACUGAUUUUAGUGCUGUUUUUUGGCCUAUUGUAUUUAAGAUGUGUGCAUUUUGUGUGCUGAGUGACUAUUUUGAAUAUAGCAAAGCGAUAUUAGUUUAUAUUUUGCGUAGAUAUUUUUGAUUUAUUUGUACUUUAGUACAAAAAUAUAACUAUGAUGAUAGUAUUGCGAUAUUUUAGUUAUAACGACUCAUUUACGAAUACUCAUCUCAGUUUUAUAGCCACUAACUUGCUUUUGGAUCAGUUAAAAUGUUAAUGAGUACUAAAGUCAACAAUGAAUUGUUUGUUGAAAGAUUUAUUUGUGGUAAGCAGCAGAAUAAAGGUUAGUAGUUAUAUAUCGUCGUCAUGGGUCAUAUUACGAAUCAGAUUUUGAAUGCAUCAUAUGCAUAGGGCGAUCGAUGCUUGAACACGUGAUUGUAGUCAUGUUAAAUAACAAAAUAAAUGAAAAUAAUAAAUAAAAAACUUUCCUAAAGAACCUUUUUUUAUUUUCAUUGGGAGAAGGCGCGAGUGCUAAGUUCAGUUUCAGACUCAUUAGUUUAAUCACAAUAGUAUAAGCAAUAGACAAAUGUUUCUUUGGUAAAGUUGAAUGUAGGCAGUCACCAGUCACCCUGCACAGUUUAUUUGUAUAAAUCUGUCUUGCCCAAUAUAAUUACUGUAUCUGUACUGUAAUGGCAUCAUUAUUUGUGGAAAAAAAAUAUGCAAUACUCUAAGUAUGCAUACCAUGGCACAAAAUGAUUGAUUUCUGUCAGUUUGGCAUUGCUAUCUAUAAGAUUAGAAUUCUAUAAAAUUCGAUCCCAUAUAAUUAGGAAUAAGCGUUUUGAUACGAAUUAUUAUUGUGCUGUAGUACUACGUCUUAUGUGUAACAUAAGGUGUUUAAAUGUAUUAUUUCUGUGAAUUUUUAUUCUUGAGAUUCUCGAUUAGGCCUGUGGUUGCGGCGACUUAUGUGUGGUCCUAAUUAUCACAACGAAACAUUAGAUUUUUUUAAUUGUCAGCUAUUCAAAUUAGUAGUAUUAUAAAUUGCAGUGUAAAUAAAAAGACAGUUCUUUUGUCAUUGUAUUGUUUUCUCUGCAGUAAUUAUACUGCUUAUCAGACGAUACCACGAAAAAAUGCGAUAUAUCUCAAUUAUUAACUUAUUAGAUAGUGUUUUGUUUCGUUGUAAUUAAUCCAGAGAAAAAAACCGAGCCGCGGGCGGCUAUCAGCCGUAGCCACAAGCCAUUAGUAUUACAAGUAGUCAUUUUGUGCAAUAUGUAUUAGUGUUUUCAAUUUAUGUAAUAAAAUGUAGUUUGAAAUAAUCACUGAACUGAUUUAGAUAUGUUGAGUGAAAACAGGCACUUAUUUAAUUAAUAUAUUUCUUGUCUUUCAUUACAUUUAAGACUAUAACCUUUGAUUGAAAUAAAAUCUUAUUAGAUGUC
Messenger RNA from Helicoverpa zea (corn earworm), 3253 nucleotides. Its product is annotated as RNA-binding protein 41-like. Gene Ontology annotation, biological process: mRNA splicing, via spliceosome. Gene Ontology annotation, cellular component: U12-type spliceosomal complex. The transcript has 5 exons. Gene Ontology annotation, molecular function: pre-mRNA intronic binding; U12 snRNA binding. The coding region runs from base 104 to 1249 and encodes 381 amino acids. Lineage: Eukaryota; Metazoa; Arthropoda; Insecta; Lepidoptera; Noctuidae. The record is from RefSeq and is a predicted model, not a curated record.